AUGUCUGGCUCACACACGCCGUCCACUGAGCCAGCAGCACAAGCUGAAGCUGGCUCCAAAGCCUCCUCACCAGCCCCCGAGUCCCCCAAGCCCCUCGCCGCCGCCGCCGCCGCCGCCGCCGUAGAUACUAGUAAUGAUACCACCACCACCACCACCUCCUCCUCCUCCUCCUCCAUAACCAACGAGCCCGAUAAGGCAUCCCAAGACGCCGCCCUCGCCGCCCAGCAGACCUCGCGCGAAAGCAGCCGCGAGGAAGGCGAGGAAGACUCCUCCGAAGAAGAAGGCGAGGAGCCCGAGCCCCCCCCAGAAGCCACCAGCUCGCAGCCCCCACUGCCCCCCGAAGCCCCCCCGACAGAGGCCGAGGACAGCGACGGCUGGCAGCCCAUCUGGGACGGCACCUACCAGGCCUACUACUUCUACAACUCGCACACCAACGAGACGACGUGGACAAACCCGCGCGUGCCGGAGGCGACGCUGGCGACGGCUGUUGCUGGCGACCCGCCCCUGCCGCUCGAGGACGAGCCGGACCCGAACCUGACGUACAAUCCCGCCAUCCACGGCGACUACGACCCCACGGCUCCGUAUGCGCAGGUGCAGAAUGCCGCCGGUGCCCAGGGCGACGAGUAUGUGGCGCGUGGGGCGUUCAAUCGCUUCACGGGUAAAUUCCAGCCGGCGGCGUCGAGGCGCGUGCCCGAGAACUAUAAUGACGAGAACAAGUCGCGGCGGCAGAUGGAGUUUUAUUUCGAUGUUGAUGCGGCGGCGAGCACGCAUGAUGGGCGCAGCCUGAAGGCGGAGAGGCAGACGAGGAAGCUGUCGAGGAAGGAGGUGAGGGAGUUCCAGGAGAAGCGCAAGGCCAGGAAGGAGGAAAAGCGGAAGGCGUGGUUGAGAGACUAA
Molecule: messenger RNA, 894 nt
Organism: Morchella sextelata
Lineage: Eukaryota; Fungi; Ascomycota; Pezizomycetes; Pezizales; Morchellaceae
Exons: 1
Coding region: 1-894 (297 amino acids)
Molecular function (GO): protein binding
Source: RefSeq, a predicted model, not a curated record